Molecule: messenger RNA, 1027 nt
Organism: Eucalyptus grandis
Lineage: Eukaryota; Viridiplantae; Streptophyta; Magnoliopsida; Myrtales; Myrtaceae
Product: transcription factor WER-like
Exons: 3
Coding region: 35-820 (261 amino acids)
Biological process (GO): regulation of stomatal movement
Source: RefSeq, a predicted model, not a curated record
ACGAGGGUUGGAAACUGGGCAAUCUCUGGUGCCGAUGGCCAGGUAUCCCAGGGUUGACAAAAUCAGCAGCAGCAAGACAGUAAAGAAGGGUGCUUGGAGUGCAGAGGAAGACCGGAAACUGGUGGCUUAUAUCAUGCGAUAUGGCAUUUGGAACUGGACGCACAUGGCCGAACCUGCUGGCUUGGCAAGAACCGGAAAGAGUUGCCGACUUCGGUGGAUGAACUAUCUGAGGCCCAACAUCAAGCAUGGCAACGUCACCAAAGAAGAGGAAGAAAUCAUUAUCAAAUUGCACAAAGUUCUUGGUAAUCGUUGGGCCACAAUCGCAAGUAGGCUUCCGGGAAGGACAGACAAUGAGAUAAAGAACUACUGGAAUACUUGCUUGAAGAAACGCUUCAUCCAAGAAAAGUUGGAAAUGCCAAUUACAUGUGAUGUAAUAGUUAACUUCAAUCCAAAUAAUAAUUUGACCCACCAAAGUCCAUCUAUUUCCAUUCUUAAUCCUCCAGAAGCAACAAAUCUUGGAUCCCCCCAGGAUAUUCCAAUACUAGAUGCAAGCAGCUUGUGCCCAUCUUAUGAAGUCCAUCCUGGUGACAAAACCCGACUGGAUCACUGGCACUCACAGGGCAAUAUAAUUGGAGAAGAUGCAAACUUGUGGGAACAAUUGAUUUCUCUGAAAUAUUUUAGCACAACAGAAGAUUUGGAGUGCAUGUGCCAGAACUCGGGAAGUAUAUUGCCUUCUUCUGAGGGUACAUACUCCAAUCAUGUGUAUUUUGGUGAUUCCUAUGACGACUUCAUCAUAGAUUUAUGGGGAAACCGAUGGUAAUAAGGUUGAUAAUUGUCGCAAUCGUGGAUCUCCUCAGUAAUGUCAGUUUUCCUUUGUUUUUCAUGAGGCUUGCUUUUUUCCCCUAUGUAGUAAACCUUCUUGUGCGUCUAUCUAAUAAAGUUUCCGCAGGGUUGUGUAUAAUAGCCUAUCAUGUCUAUCAGGAUUCAGUAAGAGUGGACUAAUGGAAUAAUGUUGUACUAUCCAAAA